GUGUGGAGUUGGCGGGCUGAUGAUUAUGGUGACAAGGUACAGAGCUCGUGCAUGCUCCCGACACCUCCGACAGAAAGUAUCCGUACACUCGACCCAACUAUCCUUACCACUCAAUAGUCGCACAGCCUGCCCCCUCUAAUCUUUUUUUCCCGUGGCCGCAGUAUUCGCGUGCAAGUAUAAGACCAUGCUGCCUCCUCGACUGUAUUCGGCUUCCGCAACUGCAACUGCUACUGCUAUUCCCUACUUCUCCAAGCCAUUGCUUACCAGUCUCCGUCGUCCGCCCUCCACUCCUGCUGCUGCUGCCCUUCGCACCCAACGCUCCACCUCCGCCGCCACCUGCCUGUCGACCGCUUCCCCGCCGUCGUCCACUGCCUUUGCUGCUCGCCCGCCGCCCUCUCUCUCCCGCCGAACCCUCUCAUCUUUCGCACGAGCGAAACACGUUUGCCUUGGUCAGGCCUCAGAAACAAGUCAACUACCCGCAAUGACUAUCCCUACUCGCUCCUCUUCGACCGAUGACCAUGAUGCCGUCUCGUCUUUCGACUUCAGCCACAUGAAGUUCCAGAUCGACGGUUCGAGCUCGUCGUCCCCUCACCCAACGACUAUCGACUUCGAUACCUCGUUCGACGAGGCCGCUCGCAAGGCUCUGCACAUCCAGGGUCUCGUGCCUCCGGCCGUCGAGGGUUUCUCCAAGCAGGAGCGUCGCUGCAUGGAGCAAAUCAACCUGAAGAGCACCGCCAUCGACAAGUACAGCUACCUGUCGAAUCUCCGCAACACCAAUGCCGGUCUUUUCUACCGCCUCCUCAUCGACCACAUGAAGGAGCUCACCCCCUACGUGUACACCCCCACCGUCGGCGAGGCUUGCCUCAAGUGGUCGCAUAUCUACACGAAUCCUGAGGGUCUCUAUCUGUCGUACACGGACAAGGGAAACCUCAAGGACGUCGUCGCCAACUGGCCCCAGGAGCUCGUCGAGAUUGCCGUCGUCACUGAUGGAUCCCGUAUCCUCGGUCUCGGAGAUCUCGGAGUGAACGGCAUGGGUAUCCCCGUCGGAAAACUUGCCCUCUACGUCGGAUGCGCCGGUAUCCACCCCGAACGCACCCUACCAAUCACCCUCGAUUUCGGUACGAAUAACGAGGAGUUCCUGAAGGACGACCUGUACAUGGGCGCGCGACACAAGCGUGUCUCCGAGGACGAGCAAAAGGAGUUCCUCGAUGAGAUGAUGACCGCCCUCACCGAUAGGUGGAGGAGCAUCGUCAUCCAGUUUGAGGAUUUCAAGUCUCCUUUCUGGUCCCUUGAGCGGUAUCGCAACACCUACACCGUCUUCAACGACGACAUCCAGGGAACCGGUGCCGUUAUUCUCGGCGGUCUGAUCAGCGCCUUCAAGAGGUCCUCCCUCCCCAUGAAGGAUCACAAGCUCGUCUUCAUGGGUGCCGGCUCUGCCGCCACCGGUGUCGCCGAGCAGAUCUGUGGACUGUUCACUCGCAAUGGCAUCCCCGAAGAGGAGGCCAAGAAGAUGUUCUGGCUCGUCGACUCACGCGGUCUCGUUACCAAGGAUCGCGGUGAUACAUUGGCCGAUCACAAGAUUCAUUUCGCUCGCGAAGACAACGAUGGCAAGCAAUACAAGUCGUUGGAAGAAGUCGUCGAGAAUGUGAAGCCCACUUGUUUGAUUGGACUCUGCACAAUCGGAGGUGUCUUCACCGAGCCGAUCGUGCGCAAGAUGGCCGAGCUGAACACCGAGCCGAUCAUCUUCCCCCUCUCGAACCCUUCCAGCAAGUCGGAAUGCACUUUCGAGCAGGCCAUGAAGUGGACUGACAACCGCGUCAUCUUCGCUUCUGGAUCCCCCUUCCCCUCUGUCGUUGUCGAUGGCGUCGAGAAAUCCCCCGGUCAGGGAAACAACAUGUACGUUUUCCCUGGUAUCGGAUUGGCUACCAUUCUCUGCGAAGCCGCCCACGUCACGGAGAGCAUGAUCUACGCUAGCGCCGCUGGUCUCGCCACCUCUCUGAACGAGGCUGAGAUUGCGCGUGGUGAUCUCUACCCCGAGCUCAAGAGGGUUCGCGAAGUCUCGGUCGUCGUUGCCCGCGAAGUGAUCCGCGCAGCCCAGAAGGAGGGUGUCGACAGGCACAAGCUUCUCCAGUUCCUCUCGGACAAGGAGUUGGACGACUACAUCAGGUCGAAGAUGUACGACCCCAAGGUUGUCGAGCUCCCCAGCCGCAACGUCUCGAGGGGUGGGAGCCCUUCCCGUGAAGGAUCUCCCAAUCACGAUCGUGGACGCUCAAACCUGUAGACUGCUCUGGCAACUACUACAGGCAAGAGAUGACAGGAUGGGCAUAAUGUUUUAGUGGGACUGGUUUCGUCUUGUUCAUGUCUUUUUUGGGCAUUGUUUUAUCGGGGUUCAUGGGGUGUUUUUCCGCUUUCUUUUUUUCUUUCUUGUUUGGGGAUUCAACUUUUUAACGGGGUUUCCGAUUUUCUGGUCUUUUUUUUCUUCUUUUUUAUCCCCUCGGCUUUUUAUGAGGCAUGGCUUGGCGAUACCUCUUGUUUUUCUUGUUUCUUGUGUGUUAUUCUAGGGAUCGGGAUCGGAUCGGGCCGGGAAUACCGGUAUGGUAUGGUUAAAUGAGGGGAUGGACAUCGCAGAAUCGAGAUAGAGUAGAAGUCGUCAAAGCAAACUGGUCGCAGUACCUAUACUUGGA
Molecule: messenger RNA, 2684 nt
Organism: Tricharina praecox
Lineage: Eukaryota; Fungi; Ascomycota; Pezizomycetes; Pezizales; Pyronemataceae
Product: malic enzyme, NAD binding domain-containing protein
Exons: 5
Coding region: 185-2281 (698 amino acids)
Biological process (GO): pyruvate metabolic process; malate metabolic process
Cellular component (GO): mitochondrion
Molecular function (GO): NAD binding; malate dehydrogenase (decarboxylating) (NAD+) activity
Source: RefSeq, a predicted model, not a curated record